Aspergillus welwitschiae is the source of this 2142-nucleotide messenger RNA. Its product is annotated as Eisosome component PIL1-domain-containing protein. Gene Ontology annotation, molecular function: lipid binding. Lineage: Eukaryota; Fungi; Ascomycota; Eurotiomycetes; Eurotiales; Aspergillaceae. The record is from RefSeq and is a predicted model, not a curated record. Gene Ontology annotation, cellular component: plasma membrane; eisosome filament. Bases 1 to 2142 code for a protein of 713 amino acids. Gene Ontology annotation, biological process: negative regulation of protein kinase activity; endocytosis; eisosome assembly. The transcript is spliced from 3 exons.
AUGUGCCUGCCCCCCCUCUCCGACACCCUCUCCCUCCCCAAAAUCCUCAAUCUAAACCUCGACUCCUCCUCCCGAUGCUCCUCCCCCUCACCACCACCACGAUUCCACGAUCGCCAUCACCACCACAGCCACCACCAUCACUUCAGCAGACGACGAAGAAGAUCGAAGAGCACAUGCAGCACCUGCAGCGAUACUUCCACAUCCACAUCCACAUCCACUACCACCUCCAUCUCCAUCCGCCCUCCACCGCGAAGCUAUCAUCCCCCUCAACCGUCUCGCAAACCUCCGCCCCCACCUGCACCUCGAGAGCGAGAUACUCACCGAACAAGUCGGACUAAGAUUCGAGACGUCGAGGAGACAUUCAUUCCGCUUCCGCCUGUAAGACCAGUGAGGAUUGCAAGGCCGUGGCCGCGCCCGCCUCCGCCGGUGGUUAUUGAUGUGAGGGAGAGGGAGAGGGAGUACCGUCGGUUGCCGGAUAUGGAGGCGGAGGAGGUGGAGUGUGUGGGGGUUUUUGAACCAGAGGAGGAGCGGGAGAGGGUGGAGGAGAAUCGCAACCUCUCCCACCGAAGGAGAAGCUCAUUGACUGCUCGUCCCCGGUUCCGCUUCUCCACGCUGCGCGGCUUUCAGCAGCCCGAGUUGAGCAAGAAGCUGAACCAGGUCAUCAAGAACGAGAAUGCUGCCAUUGGUGCCCAUGAGAAGGCCAGUCGCGAGCGCGUGUCCAUUGCGUCCCAGCUGUCCGAAUGGGGUGAAUGGACUGACGACGAUGCCGUCGCCGAUAUCACCGACAAGGUGGCUGUCUUGAUGGCUGAGAUCGGCGAGCAGGAGGAUACCUUCGCUCAGUAUCUCGAGGAAUAUCGCAUCGUGCUGAAGCAGAUUCGCGACACGGAGAACUCGGUCCAGCCGUCCCGCGACCAUCGGGCCAAGAUUGCAGAUGAGAUCCAGAAACUCAAGUGGAAGGAGCCACAUAGUCAUAAGAUCGAUACCCUGGAACAGGAGCUAGUCAGGGCGGAGGCUCAGAGUCUUGUUGCCGAGGCGCAGUUGACUAAUGUGACCAGGUCGAAGCUCAAGGAGGCAUUGGAUAUUCACACUGCUGCGGUCAUUGAACGAAACGAGAAACAAAUCUUGCUUGCUCGCCAUGCGCGUCGCGUUUUGGAACUGCUGGACGACACCCCUGUCGUUCCUGGUGACUCUCCCCACGAGUACGAUCGCACAUCUUCUACGAGACAAAUUCUCGAGGAGGCCGAGAAUGAUCUCCGUUCGUGGGAGAGUACCACCGUACCCAUCCAAAGUGCAGCAGGAGAGCUCCCAGACAGUACCCUUCUACCAACUGCUGCCCGUAGAGCUGCCAAUGGUCGCCCAUCAUAUGCGGCUGACACAGCGGUCUCGGACUCUGUGCGGGACGUCAAUGGUUCUGCAGAAGCUUCUUACGUUAAUGGCGCUGGUCCUGAGCGGUAUACAAAUGGCACUGGUGUUGAGCAAUAUGCCAACGGUACUGGCCAGCAGAGAUACGUUAAUGGCACCGGCCAAGAACGUUAUGCCAACGGCACUGGCCAGGAAAGAUAUGUCAAUGGGAACGCCGCGGAGCGACAAGUCAAUGGAACUGGCCGGGAGCAGUAUACUAAUGGUGGCACCACAGGAGCCUAUGCCAAUGGAGGCACUGCGCGAUAUGUCGAGGGAGUCGCGCCGGAGGAGUAUGAGGAUCGAAGUGCCACAGAAGAAUACGCUGGCCGUGCUCAGGAACAGAGCGCCACCGGUUUUGCUGAGCAGCAGUAUACCAGUCGUGCUCAAGAGCCGGUGGCCGCCAGUGCUGGCGAGGAGCGAUACCCCGGUCGUCCACUAGGGCAGGUCUUCACCAGCGCUGCUGAUGAGCGGUAUGCCACUGGUGGCACAGAGGGACCAUCAGUCCCCGCUAUUGAGGAACAGACCACUCCUGCUGCUGCACAGGACCUAUACUCCAGCCAGACAGGCCGGGAUCAGGUGGUAGAUGGUUCUGUCCCGGAGGAAACUCUGAAAACACAGGGCGAAGAGGAAGUGCCACGACCACCAGAUCCACGACUCUCAUACACCUCGCGAGGCUCAGAAGCUCCGCAAAUAAUCAGCCCUGUCCCGGUGCAGGCUCAGCCCGUGGCAGUCCCCAUCUGA